AUGGAGAGAGAUGUUAAUGUACACAUUGUUACACCCGGACAACUUAUUACAGACGAAACGCAAUUUAUGAGAGGUCAUGGUACCUUUAUUACAGAUAGCGGAGAGAGUUUAUCUUCAGUUGCAGGUGUUGUUGAACGUGUCAAUAAAUUAAUAUCAGUUCGAGCAUUGCAUUCAAGGUAUUUUUUACUUUGCAAUAGUAACGUUAUUGACAUAAAUUCAAGGCAAGAUGCAGUCUUACUUUUGUCAGCUAUAAAUCUUCCAGGUGCUGCUGAAGUACAAGGAUCUUUUCAAGAUGGAUCAUCAUCAUUACAUACAAGAAUACCACAAGCUUUGGUUCAACGAUGUAAAACACAUUUUCAUACAUUACCUUGUGGAGUAGAUGUGACACUAGGAAUGAAUGGUUAUAUUUGGGUAAGUAAACAUUCAGAUAAAACCAUGGAGGAAUCUGAUUCUGAAUUAAUUUAUACAAAUGAAAAUGAGCCAAUUGACAGGGUAACAAGAGAAAAUAUUGCACGGGUUUGUAAUUGCAUAAGUAUAUUAAAUAGACAAUUCAUGUGUAUUAAUGAUUCACUCAUCUUAUACACAUAUGAGGCGUCAAUAAAUUAUCCAGUUAAAGAACUUUUGAAAUCUGAAGUCAUGGAAUAUAUCACAUCAGAAGUUAAUGGAAGAGUAGCAAUGACAAAAAAAUAA
Molecule: messenger RNA, 690 nt
Organism: Entrophospora candida
Lineage: Eukaryota; Fungi; Glomeromycota; Glomeromycetes; Entrophosporales; Entrophosporaceae
Source: the annotation of a GenBank genome assembly